Messenger RNA from Condylura cristata (star-nosed mole), 4238 nucleotides. RefSeq names its product protein kinase C and casein kinase substrate in neurons 1 (gene PACSIN1). Gene Ontology annotation, biological process: neuron projection morphogenesis; actin filament organization; regulation of endocytosis. The record is from RefSeq and is a predicted model, not a curated record. The coding region runs from base 267 to 1601 and encodes 444 amino acids. The transcript is spliced from 10 exons. NCBI's taxonomy places the organism in Eukaryota, Metazoa, Chordata, Mammalia, Eulipotyphla, Talpidae. Gene Ontology annotation, molecular function: protein binding; phospholipid binding. Gene Ontology annotation, cellular component: plasma membrane; cytoplasm; endosome.
AGUUGUGGUGCUGCUGCCUUCCGGAGCAGGCAGUGGAGGGAACCCAAGAGGCCAGAGUCCCCCCCGGCCCGGGCGCCAGGCCCCCUCCCCGCCCGCCACCACGGAGCAGGAGGAGAACAGCCCGCCCCUCCGGCCCUGGCCCGGCCCAGCAGGGGCAGUGAGCUCCUACCUGCCCCAGGCUUGGUCCCCAGACAGGCCCAGUGCACGAGCAGCCCAGAGCCCGUUGACUGCCACCCCACGCCUCUCCGCCCCUCCACGGCCGCACCAUGUCUGGCUCCUACGAUGAGGCCUCGCUGGCUACGGAGGAGACCACUGACAGCUUUUGGGAGGUGGGGAACUACAAGCGGACUGUGAAGCGCAUCGAUGACGGGCACCGUCUGUGCAACGACCUGAUGAACUGCGUGCAGGAGCGCGCCAAGAUCGAGAAGGCGUACGCGCAGCAGCUCACCGACUGGGCCAAGCGCUGGCGCCAGCUCAUCGAGAAAGGACCACAGUAUGGCAGUCUAGAGCGGGCCUGGGGUGCCAUAAUGACGGAGGCAGACAAGGUGAGCGAACUGCACCAGGAGGUGAAGAACAGCUUGCUGAACGAGGACCUGGAGAAGGUCAAGAACUGGCAGAAGGAGGCCUUCCACAAGCAGAUGAUGGGCAGCUUCAAGGAGACCAAGGAGGCUGAAGAUGGCUUCCGCAAGGCCCAGAAGCCCUGGGCCAAGAAGAUGAAAGAGCUUGAGGCAGCCAAGAAGGCCUACCAUCUGGCCUGCAAAGAGGAGAAGCUGGCCGUGACGCGGGAGAUGAACAGCAAGACAGAGCAGUCCGUCACGCCGGAGCAGCAGAAGAAGCUGCAGGACAAAGUGGACAAAUGCAAGCAGGACGUGCAGAAGACGCAGGAGAAGUAUGAGAAGGUGCUGGACGAUGUGGGCAAGACCACUCCCCAGUACAUGGAGGGCAUGGAGCAGGUGUUUGAACAGUGCCAGCAAUUUGAAGAAAAGCGGCUGGUCUUCCUCAAGGAGGUGCUGCUGGAUAUCAAACGUCACCUGAACCUAGCUGAGAACAGCAGCUACGUCCAUGUGUACCGAGAGCUGGAGCAAGCCAUCCGCGGGGCGGACGCCCAGGACGACCUCAGAUGGUUCCGAAGCACCAGUGGCCCCGGCAUGCCCAUGAACUGGCCCCAGUUUGAGGAGUGGAACCCAGACCUCCCUCACACUGCUGCCAAGAAGGAGAAACAGCCCAAGAAGGCAGAGGGGGUGUCACUGGCCAACGCCACUGGGGUGGCGGAGUCCACAUCUCAGGCUGGCGACCGUGGCAGCGUUAGCAGCUAUGAUCGGGGCCAGACUUACGCCACUGAGUGGUCAGACGAUGAGAGUGGGAACCCAUUUGGGGGUAACGAGGCCAAUGGAGGUUCCAACCCCUUCGAGGAUGACGCCAAGGGAGUGCGUGUGCGGGCACUCUACGACUACGACGGCCAGGAGCAGGACGAGCUCAGCUUCAAGGCUGGAGAUGAGCUCACCAAGCUGGGUGAGGAGGACGAGCAGGGUUGGUGCCGCGGGCGGCUGGACAGCGGGCAGCUGGGCCUUUAUCCCGCCAACUACGUGGAGGCCAUCUAGCUGCCCUGUCCCCCAACACACUACCCCUCACUCCUUGCCCAGCACCUCCUCUCCUUUCCCAGUCUUGACCUCUUGACCCCCUGCCCUCGCCAUAGAGUUCCAGACAUAUUUUCCGAUCAAGCUUUUAUUUUUUUAAAAGUCAAAACAGAACAAAUCAAAAAAUACAGAGACAGAGCAUUUGCAGGGCCUCCUGGAGGCCAGGGUGGUGGGACUUGGGGUGAUGACCCCAGGGUAGGCGAGGGGCUUAGAACUUAGUCCAAGAGAGACUUCACAAAAUCCGCUCUUUAGAUCCCACCAAAGAGCCUCCUGAGCCCUGAGGGAUGUCUCCUGGACCCUUCUACUCUGCCUCACUCCCCAGUUUACCCCAGCCCUCCUUCUCCACCACAGGCUGCCAGCACCCCUCCUUCUGCGGGCCUGGUUUUUUGACCACCACCCCUCCCCACCUCACCUUUUCUCCCUCCUGCCACCACCCCACUCUCAAAGGCCUGGCUUCCAGACCAGAGAAGGGAGGAUUUCCCACUCUUUAGUCUUCCACUUUGCCUUGGGGAGCACCCUUAUCUCCUAGUCGUCCCCCCCCCACCCAGGGCUAAAGAGGGAAUGGUGGCCCUCUUCUCCCACGGAGAUUUCCAGGGGUCCCUGGACUCCACCAGACAUGAAAAGGGUCAACUGGAAUUGGUGACAGUGGCAGGGUACAGGAAGGGGAAUGAGGGGGAACCAUGGUAGGCUCAGCUGCGAGACCCUUUGUCCCAACAGUUAGAAAGUAGGGCAAAGACUCUUUCCCUGGAGCCACUCUCCUCGGUAAAUAGCAGAGACCCCACCUCAGGCCGGGGGAGGGACCCCAAAGCCCAGGGCAAAGCCAGCAACAGUAGCAGCCCUCUCCCGUUUCCUGGGGAGGAGGGCAUCUUGGCCACCACCCCCCACUUCCUCUCUCCUUGUCUAUCUGCAACCAUAGAAUCACUGGGCUCAGCUUCCACCUCCCUGAGGCCAAGCCUUGUGCCUGCAAGGUCUCCUAUCCUUCUCUCCUGGGGGUGCUGGGGUGAUACACCUCCAUCCUGAGACUCUCAGGGGAGAGCCUGCAGCCAGUGGGAGAGGCAUGGGUUUGGCUAGAGAGAUGGAGGAGGAGCCCUGGCCUUUAGGAGCUGGACAGCCACUGGGCUUUCUUCCUUGUCCCCACCCAUAGCCCUGCAGCAACCCCCACCCCUGCCCCCCAACUCCCCUCCCUGCUGGCAGUCCUUCUACUUCCUCAAGGCCAGUGUCUCAGUUAAGGGACUUUUGGGGGUGGGCGGAGGGAAAGGCAAUCCCAGAGUAUCUCUCUGGUUGGAGAAAGAGUGGUGCUGGAUUAUCUAUCAGGUGCCAGCCUCUCACAUGGGAGGGUGCUGGGAAGCAGGUCAGGGCAGGAUAAGACCCCAAGAGGUGGGGAAUGACUGGAGGAGGGCCUCUUAGGCGAGGCCCUGAGUCCUCCCACAGCUGAUGCCACUUGGAGGCCUGGAUACUGCAGGUCUCUCCCCUCCCUGCAUCACUGGGCCUCCAGCUCAAGACAGCUUACAGCCCAGCCCCCCACCCCACCCCCACCCCCACCCUCCUUUACUCCCUGCUUCUUCUCCCAACAGCCCAUGAUAAAUGAUCUUAGAUCCUAACCUCAAAGUCCUGACCCUGUUCAUGUGGGCACAGAAGAUCCUGGAAGAUUCUGGCAGGGGCCUGAGCUGGCGCAGGCCUCCCUCAGGGCCAGGGAAGUGGGAGGGUGGGACUAAUGGCAUCCCACAGACGCAGAUUUCCCCAUCACUCUCUUUCUCAUCCCUGUCUGCUCUCUGGGCCUCUGCUGCAGCCAGAGAUGUGUCCUAGACCCCUCAGAAGCAAAAUUUCCCAAGCCCUUAACACUCCCAACUCCAGAGUAAACGCUUCUUCAGCCUCUCCCCCAGGCAGGAGUUGGGCUUGGGGCCUCUGCCCCUCACCACGUGUCCUUGGAAGGUAGGAAGCCCACACAGCUGCACCUUGGGGCCUGGGCUCCCCCUUUCUGUGCCAGUGGCUCCUCAGCACCUGGGAGGGGCUGCAGCCCUGGCUGGACCCCAGGCCUGUCCCCCUCUGGACUCUGGCUGCCCACUCCGGGGCAGACUUAAAACUCCAUUGCUUCUGAGAGCCACCUCUGUGGCCCCUUUGGGACCACUCAGUCUCCAGGCUCCUCAGGACCUCGGGGUGGGAGGGUCUCCCACCUAGAAAUCCCCUGAGCUCCAGGGGCCCAGCCCCAUUGUCAGUGCUGGUGUCAGGCACGCAAGAUCGAGCGUGGGAGCUGCACCCCUCGCCGUGCCGCCUGUAGCCCCCCACCCCCCAGCCCACACCCUCGAUGCUGCACGGGCCGCCCUGUGGGCUCGGCGAGUAAAGUGUUUUGUCCCCAGUUAACCACCGUCGUGCAGCCUGGUUCUGCGGGGAGCCCGGGCUGCCCCCACCCGCCGUCCGCCGCCCUCGGCUUCCUGACUCCAUUAGUCCGACACUUGUGAAACUCCGAGAAGUGCUGUGGUCUCAGCAAUGCACCUGUUUUGUACAUGAUUGUGUAAUUUAAAGGUAUAUAAAUACAAAUAUAUAUAUAUCUAAGUUGUGAUUGUAUGACUGUGGAUAAAAUCCAGAACUGUGUCAACCUGG